UAUUAUCUGUGGUAAUGUAAAAAGCAACGCGACCCCGGAGUCGUGUUAAAGCCGUGGUUUAAAACCCGGUUCUAGAAUAAAAAGAAGCGGGAGACAUACACCCCUCAGUCUGGGGAAAAUGGAAGGUGACGACUCGCUUAUCAGCCCCGAGCCCUGGUUCUUUUUGAAAACACUUGCGCUUGUUACAGCAGGAGGAGGAAAAGAGAAGAUAAAGUCACACUGCGAAUAUGGAGUGGAAACCUAUGGAAAUAAACCCGGAGGUCCUGAAUAAGGUGCUGAGUAAGAUGGGUGUGAAGCCAGACUGGCGCUUUGUGGAUGUAUUUGGUUUCGAGGAUUAUUCCAUUGCUGGGGUGCCCACGCCCUGCUGCUCCCUAAUGCUUCUCUUCCCAUUGACACAACAGCACGAGGAGUUUCGCUCCAAGCAGUCGGUUGACCCUUGCAAGGACGUCUACUUUAUGAGCCAGACGGUGGUAAACUCCUGCGCGACUGUCGGUUUGCUGCAUGCCGUAGCCAACAAUCAGGAUAAAUUCAGCUUCGAUGGUGAUUCAAUCUUGAAGAAAUUUCUGGAAGAAACAGCUGGAAUGUCUCCUGAUGAACGAGCCAAACAGCUGGAACAAAACAAGGCAAUCCAGGCAGCUCAUGAUGAAGUUGCUUCUGAGGGGCAGUGUCUUCCGGAAGCUGGCCAAGUAAACUUCCACUUCAUCGCCUUUGUCAACAAAAAUAGUCAGCUUCAUGAACUUGAUGGCAGAUUGAAAGGACCUGUGAACCAUGGUGCAACAAAUCUAGACAGCUUUGUCAUGGAUGCCGCGAAGGUGUGUCGUGAAUUCGUGGAGAGAGAGAAAGGAGAGGUGCGAUUCUCUGCUGUGGCUCUCUGUAAGGCCUGAACAUGAGCUAUGUUCCAGCUGUCUGGCCCAAAAGACCACCCCUUUUGUUUGCUUGUUUGCAAAAGUUGCUUAAUUGACAUUUCUUGUGUCUGCUUCAGUUUAAGUUUUCAGCUUGUGAUCUUAAUGAUAAGCUCAGAUUCUGGAUGCAGACUUCACCAGGAAACUUAUCUGGUGUAGCAUACUAUGCUAAUCUAGCUGUAAGAAGACUGGAUUAAAUGGGAGUGUUGGUUGGAUGCUGUACA
Molecule: messenger RNA, 1126 nt
Organism: Silurus meridionalis
Lineage: Eukaryota; Metazoa; Chordata; Actinopteri; Siluriformes; Siluridae
Gene: uchl1
Product: ubiquitin carboxyl-terminal esterase L1 (ubiquitin thiolesterase)
Exons: 9
Coding region: 228-884 (218 amino acids)
Biological process (GO): ubiquitin-dependent protein catabolic process; protein deubiquitination
Cellular component (GO): cytoplasm
Molecular function (GO): cysteine-type deubiquitinase activity
Source: RefSeq, a predicted model, not a curated record